UUGUCUUCAACUUUUAGGGCUACAUUCAAGAGAACAAUGACAUUGAUAGGUGUUUAUGGGGUGCUUCUCCCACCAACAUUGUGCUUAGAGAGUUGGUGUCUUUUAAACCCAUCGUAGGCUACAUCUAGCCUAUAUUUUGAAUCCCCGUAGGCCAACUUCUUCUUCUGAUAGCGCUGCAGGCGGCCAACCGGCGGUGCAUCUGCACACGGUACAAUCAGUGGUAGGCUAGUCACAAGGCUGCAUCACAUAUGUAGCCGUUUGCACUCCGGAUGGUUUCAGAGGAUGUCCAGCGGCUGUUAAAAACACAUUUCGAGAGGAGACAACAAAGCCUAAAGAAGAUCAGAACAAGACAUACAAAUUAAGUUUGUAUUAACAGAACUAUAUAGCUUUCUUAGAAUCAUGUUCAAAAAAAAGGAUCCAGAAAAAAUGGCCCUGGUGUCAGACGUGAGGAACUCAUACACCACUCUAAGCGUGUCCAACCAGGAGGCAUUACAGAUGGACGGCACAGGUGACAUCAAGCAUUGCCAUGACAACAGCCAUGCACAGGAGGAUCGUGAACUAGAGAAGAAAGUCGCAAAGAGGAGGCUGUAUGUAGUCUCAGUCAUCUGCCUGGUUUUCAUGAUCGGUGAAAUCCUUGGUGGGUAUUUUGCAGGCAGUCUUGCAGUGAUGACAGACGCUGCCCACCUGCUUGUGGACCUAGUCAGCUUCAUUAUCAGCCUGUUAUCCCUCUGGCUCUCCUCUAGACCUGCUACACACAAGCUCAGCUACGGCUGGCAUCGUGCAGAGAUCCUGGGUGCGCUGCUGUCCGUUUUCACCAUCUGGCUGGUAACAGGAGUGUUGGUUUACCUGGCUGUGGUGCGCAUUCUCGACGAUAACUACACCAUCGAGGGGACUAUCAUGCUCAUUACCUCUGGUUGUGCGGUGGUGGCUAAUAUUAUCAUGGCCUUCGCUCUUCACCAGUCCGGCCACGGCCACAGUCACGGGGGUCUCAGUUCACCCGGGCAUGGCCAUAGUCACAACGGUCACAGCUCGCACAGCAACAGUAACGGGGGUCAAGGGCACAGCCACAUUAAGCAACAAAGACAGAGGGCUCAGCAGGGCAACGCCAGUGUGCGAGCAGCCUUCGCCCAUGUGUUGGGAGAUCUUCUCCAGAGCGUCAGCGUGUUUCUCAGCGCCAUCAUUAUUUUCUUUAAGCCAGAAUAUAAGAUUGCUGACCCCAUCUGCACAUUCCUGUUCUCCAUAUUUGUCUUGUGCACCACGCUCACCAUCCUGAGGGAUAUUGUAAUUGUCCUGAUGGAAGGCACUCCAGCAGGGGUGAAGUAUGGUGAAGUGCGGGAUGGUCUGCUAGCAGUGAAGGGGGUGACGGCGGUCCACAACCUUCACAUCUGGGCCCUCACCAUGAACCAGACUGUACUGACUGCACACGUAGCCAUAGACGAGACAGUGGAUGCUCAGACUGUCUUGAGGGAAAUGACACAGGCUUGUUUCUCCUCCUACAACUUCCACUCUGUUACGAUUCAAAUGGAGAGACAGGCCGACCUGAAGCCCGGAUGUAACCUGUGUGAGGAUCCCAAGAAGUAGGAAUCUGCCUAAAUUCUUGAUCUGAUCCCAGCAGAAUAAGUCCAAACUAUAUGUUUUUGCUCCUGUAACCUUAAUAACUAUAACAAGUUGUUUUGCACUGCUUGUUGUAUCCUAAGGCCUGUUCCAAAAGUGCCUCUGUCUUUUAGACUAGUGGUGUUUAUUUUACUACAAUUUGUCACACAAUUUGUAAUCAAUUGGGGAUAUUUCAUGGUGAUACCUACAGUAUUAGUUAAAUUUAUUACCCGAUUAACUUGUAGUGUCUUGCCUUAAGUGCCUUUGUGUUGACAUUCCCAAAGAAAUAUUUGUAUUGAAAUGAGCAAUCAUGAGCAGGCUUGCUCAUGAUUUUUAAAUUGUUUUUUUUUUUUAUUUUAUUUUAUUUGUUUUUUUAGAAAAGCACAUCCUCCUCCUGUGUGCAGUUUUAACUUGUCAAAAACUUUAAAGGUCCAAUAUGUAAUAUAUUUACUGUAAUAAAUCCAAAAAUGACCCCAAUGCGUCAUCAGAUAUUAAGGAAACAUGCUAAGUUGAAAUCCUA
Molecule: messenger RNA, 2113 nt
Organism: Perca fluviatilis (European perch)
Lineage: Eukaryota; Metazoa; Chordata; Actinopteri; Perciformes; Percidae
Gene: slc30a8
Product: solute carrier family 30 member 8
Exons: 10
Coding region: 400-1581 (393 amino acids)
Biological process (GO): response to glucose; response to zinc ion; zinc ion transmembrane transport
Cellular component (GO): plasma membrane
Molecular function (GO): zinc ion transmembrane transporter activity
Source: RefSeq, a predicted model, not a curated record